AUGGCGUCGCGGGCCCUCAUUCCCUUUCUCGUGGCCAUGAUGCUACUGACGGGUGUUUGCAACACCCUGCUUACCAAGUAUCAGGACAUGCAAUGCGUCCGCAACUGCGAUGCGAAGGACCCCGCCAAACGAGCUUACUUCAAUCAACCUGUUUUACAGACGGCUCAGAUGUUUGUUGGUGAAAUGGGCUGCUGGUUGGUCGUUGGCCUGAUGACCCUGUACCGCCGCUACCUCUCACGGGCGUCUCCUACCUCGGAUGGCUACCAGGCCGUCAAUACGAAUGAUAAUGAUGAAGCCAGCGCCGCUCUCGUUAGCAAUCCCAACGGCAUUCCAAAGCCGCGAGAGCAGGAGCAAGGGUCCAUACUGCGCGGCCCCCGCAUCCUCUUGCUGGCCCUCCCAGCCAUUUGCGAUAUCCUCGGCACGACAUUGAUGAACAUUGGCCUUCUGCUGGUUGUUGCUUCCAUCUACCAAAUGACUCGUGGAGCCUUGGUCCUGUUUGUCGGUGUCUUCAGUGUUGUAUUCCUCAAGCGACGACUUUUCUUGUUCCAAUGGCUUUCGCUUGUCGGCGUCGUAGUGGGUGUUGCGCUUGUUGGCUUGGCUGGCGCCAUUUAUCACGAGAACAAGGACAAGACCGAGAUUGCCGCCGAUGAGGGGUCUCCAAAGUCCAACGCCUUCUUAACCGUCGUUGGAGUUCUACUCAUUGCCGGGGCGCAGAUAUUUACUGCUACUCAGUUCGUCCUCGAGGAAUGGAUCUUGGAAAGGUCGGCCAUUGAGCCUAUCAGAGUUGUUGGAUGGGAGGGCCUCUUCGGUUUUGUUGUUACCGUGUUUGGCAUGGUCGUCCUGCACUUUACCGUUGGACGCACUGCUGCCGGAAAGAACGGCUACUUUGACAUGGUCGAAGGCUGGAGACAGCUCACUGAGAAUAGAGCUAUCGGCCUAUCCAGUAUCCUAAUUAUGAUCAGCAUCGGCGGGUUCAACUUCUUUGGUCUCUCCGUUACCAGGAGUGUCAGCGCCACCUCGCGGUCCACAAUCGACACAUGCCGGACCCUUUUUAUAUGGAUCGUUUCCCUUGGUUUACACUGGGAAACCUUCAAAUGGCUGCAGGUUGUCGGCUUCGCUCUGCUCGUCUACUUUACCUUCCUCUUCAAUGGAAUCGUGCAACCGCCCUUCAAGUUCCUUAUUCCCAAUGAAGAGGUGGAAGAAUUGUUACCGGAAGAGCCGAUUGAGCACCAGUAG
This is a messenger RNA of Colletotrichum graminicola M1.001, 1236 nucleotides long. RefSeq lists its product as uncharacterized. Gene Ontology annotation, biological process: pyrimidine nucleotide-sugar transmembrane transport. Gene Ontology annotation, molecular function: pyrimidine nucleotide-sugar transmembrane transporter activity. Bases 1 to 1236 code for a protein of 411 amino acids. NCBI's taxonomy places the organism in Eukaryota, Fungi, Ascomycota, Sordariomycetes, Glomerellales, Glomerellaceae. Gene Ontology annotation, cellular component: Golgi membrane; intracellular membrane-bounded organelle. The transcript is spliced from 3 exons. The record is from RefSeq and is a predicted model, not a curated record.